AUGGCGGGCCGACUUAACAAUGAAGAAGUGAAAAUUGCCUUCUUCUCAAAAGACAACUCUGAUGCUCGUCCAGUAUCUAACGAGACACUCUCCAUCAUUGUCAAUGGCAUUCGUUCCGGUAUCAAGCGUUGUAUCGAUCGAACAAAGGACGUCGAUAUGUAUUGCUGUCUCCAGGGCAACUGCUUCAUUCCCAAUUCACGUGUGAUCACUCUGCAAAGUACUCUGGGAGCCACCAUGGCUGCAUCUUCCGAUGGGAAUCUUCGAUUCAAGACGCAUCAAGGCGGUUACGAGCUUCAUGUCAUUUUCAGUGGUGGAGCAAACUCCUUCAAGAUGGCCUUCGACGAACCUCCUCCUCAAGCGGAAGCGGAACAUCCUCCUCGAGAGGAACAACCUCCUCCUCCUGUGGCUGCUGCGGCCAAACCCGACAAGCGCCACACUGAUUCCAAGCGUCGUAAGAACCUGCGCCCUGUACCAGAGGAUUCGGAUCAGGAUGACGAACAACCAACAACAACCCAUCAUCGACGUCGCAAUGUGAAAACACGCUGCAAUUAUUCGUCUGAUUCAUCCUCUGAAGCAGAGGAAAUUCUGCACUUCUCUCAGCUCACUGGCCGCGGCCGUAAGACCCAUUAG
This is a messenger RNA of Seminavis robusta, 630 nucleotides long. The record is from the annotation of a GenBank genome assembly. NCBI's taxonomy places the organism in Eukaryota, Bacillariophyta, Bacillariophyceae, Naviculales, Naviculaceae.